UCCAUUUUUUCCUUCUCCCUCCUUUCUCACAACGCCUUCCUCUUCGCCUUUUUCAGCAGACCUGAAAACAGUACUAUUUAGUAGACAGAGGACCCUUUUUUAUUGCCGCGUCCACAUGCCAUCGAGAGUCCCCUAACCAGCUCCCAAGGAUAGGAGAGAGGAGGAGGUCGUUUAGAAGGGGGAGAGGCCGUGGACAGCCUUCCUUAUCAGCUCAAACCACCUAUAUAAAGGAGGCAGCGUCGGCCUUCCUCACUCGUCCUCACGCCGCCACACCAUGAAGCUCGCCGUUAUCCUCGCCCUCGCCUCCGUGGCCAUGGCCGCCAAGCUGCCGGCCACCCAGCGCCCCGUGGCCAUCCUCCGCAGCGGCCAAGUCAACCCUGACGAGCUCGGCGCCCACAGCUCCGACUUCGAGGCCGAGAACGGCAUCGUGUUCCAGUUCUCGGGCUCUGAGGGCGUCAACGGCGGAGCCAACAUGAUCGGAACCUACAGGUACCCCCAGGAGGACGGCUCUCUGGCCGAAGUCAAGUUCGUGGCCGACGAGAACGGCUUCCAGCCCGAGUCGUCCCUCCUGCCCGUGGCCCCCGCCUUCCCCCACCCCAUCCCCCAGUUCGUCCUCGACCAGAUCGAGUUCGCCCGCCUCGAGGACGAGGCCAAGGCUCGGGAAGCCAUUCUCAUCCAAGCUUAAACAUUCAUUUAAUUAUUGAACAUUGUUAUAUAAUAAAUAUCUAUUAUCAUGAUUCAAU
Penaeus vannamei (Pacific white shrimp) is the source of this 743-nucleotide messenger RNA. NCBI's taxonomy places the organism in Eukaryota, Metazoa, Arthropoda, Malacostraca, Decapoda, Penaeidae. The record is from RefSeq and is a predicted model, not a curated record.